CAUUCAUCAACUGCUCUACAAACUCUACAAUCUAAUCAAGUACUAGGGCUUUCUCAGUCAAAAACUCCAUACAUUUUUCGUUUCUCUCUCCUCUUCAUCUUCCUCUUCCUGGUGCUCGAAUUGCAGGAGCUCGUUCCAGAUGUCAAUUGGCUCUUGGGUUUGCACUUGUAGUACCACUCCACGCCUCCACUACACACAUCAGAUAUCUCUAAUUGAUACACCCUCUCAACAAUGCAAGAUACCCUCAAUUUCCGCACCACCACUGGAAAACCACUCACUCCUCCAUCCAACCCCACUUUCCCUCUAAAACCCCCCAACUUCCCCUCCUUCUCCCACCGCAAAACCGCCACCAAAUUCCUUUCCUCCAAAACCACCACCAUCCCCCCACUCAAACCCUCCCAAACCCCCCCUAAAAACAACCUAAUCCCCACUUCCCCUGACCCAGAAUUCCAAGCAAAAUUUCUCUUCCUAGACUCCAUCGGCUUAGACUCUCUCUCUCUCCUCCCUCCUUCUGCCAUUGCUGCUGCCCCAUCUCUCUCCGACCUCAAAUCCUCGUUUGAUUACCUCACCUCCCUUGGCUUCUCCCCUCCCCAGCUACGGCGUAUCUUCACAAUGUGUCCUGAAAUCCUCUCGCUCCGCUUCCACGACACGGCCCCGGUUUUCGCUUUCCUCCUCCGAGAAGUUAAAGUCCCAGCCUCCGACCUCCCCCGUGUGAUCUGCAGCCGGCCCCGUCUCCUCGUAUCGGAUGUCGAAACCCGACUUCGACCCACAUUAUAUUUUCUUCAGAGCAUUGGGAUUCAUGAAGUAAACAGGCAUACCAACUUACUUUCAGCUUCUGUUGAGGAUAAAUACAUGCCCAAAAUUCACUACUUUGAGAAACUGGGUUUUGCAUACCAUGAUUGUGUUUCUAUGUUUAGGAGAUUUCCUCCAUUGUUUUGUUAUAGUGUUAAGGAGAAUUUCGAGCCGAAAUUUAAUUACUUUGUGGUGGAAAUGGGAAGGGAUUUGAAGGAGUUGAAGGCCUUUCCUCAGUAUUUUUCUUUUAGUUUAGAGAAGAGGAUUAAACCUAGGCAUCAAACUUGUGUAGAAACUGGGGUCUGUUUCCCUCUUCCUCUUAUGUUGAAGAUGAAGGAGAAUGAAUUUAGAAAGAGAUUGGAUGUUUGUUGUAAUUCUUCUAUGCCUAAGAGCAAUUCCCCUUUGUGGGUCUAUUAAUGAUUUCUCAAUUGUAUUUGUUAAUACAAUGUAGAGUUGUAGACCUCUCAAUUGCUUUUAUUGUUGUGUGAAUAUAUGAAAAUUUGUAGAUUAUCUACAGUAA
Messenger RNA from Beta vulgaris subsp. vulgaris (sugar beet), 1312 nucleotides. RefSeq names its product transcription termination factor MTEF1, chloroplastic. NCBI's taxonomy places the organism in Eukaryota, Viridiplantae, Streptophyta, Magnoliopsida, Caryophyllales, Amaranthaceae. Bases 232 to 1209 code for a protein of 325 amino acids. Gene Ontology annotation, biological process: regulation of DNA-templated transcription. The record is from RefSeq and is a predicted model, not a curated record. Gene Ontology annotation, molecular function: double-stranded DNA binding. The transcript is spliced from 3 exons.